Messenger RNA from Zootermopsis nevadensis, 875 nucleotides. It is a transcript of the gene Cby, whose product is annotated as beta catenin antagonist chibby. NCBI's taxonomy places the organism in Eukaryota, Metazoa, Arthropoda, Insecta, Blattodea, Termopsidae. The record is from RefSeq and is a predicted model, not a curated record.
AGUGUUGCCAAUUGAAGCAGUUUAAUGGAAAUAGGGAUGCUUGAAACAUAUUCUUGUAGGAAUGUCUUUCUUUUCGAAUAAGUUUUCUCAUAAAAAGCCUGCUCCAAGAAGAGUCCCGUUACCUGGAACUAACAGAGAAUUUGUGCCAGAGGACCUCGGCUUAGAAAUUGGGCCAGUAAAAUUAAAACUGGGAGAUCAGGAAUCAAUUUUUGUUAAUGGAGAAUGGGUUCCAGAGUCUGGCCCUGAGAGUGGAACACACAAGGAAAAUCGUAAACUCAGACAGUGCAUACAGAAACUUGAAGAUGAAAACAACUUGUUAAAACUGAAAUUUGAAAUUUUACUUGAUAUGCUGACACAAAAAACAGCAGAAUCUCUUUUGCAAGAUAAUCAGAUCAAACAAACAACUCCAAAAGGAAGUUCUGGACACUUCAAGAACAUCCCAAAGAAACAUAAAUAGAAGAUUUCUAGCUCCUCAGUAAUAUUGUGGUUGAAUUUUUCUCCCAGUAUCACACUGCAGAAUUUGUCAUUUUUAGAAGAUGUGAACUGUAAAUUCUGGUAACUUCUGUAGGUUCAGCUGAUGAGAUACACUUGCACAAACAAUCAUGAAAACUUCUCCAUGUGUGCACGCACAAAUGCUGGUUUAGAUAAAUGUGUUUAUUGUGUGUUCUCUUUUGUGCCUUUAACCCACUGGAAUAUUAAGUUUCAAAAUCAUGAAAUUUGCACAUUCACAUUUCACAGCUGUCAGAGUGAUUUGCUCAAGUGGUAAGCAGCAAAGUAUGAUUUUGGAUUAAUAAGAUCAUUUUGUACAAAAAUUCUGUAUGCUUUGAUGCAGUAUGUUGUAGAAAAAGUAUUCCAAUAAAGAUUACGGAACAGUG